This is a messenger RNA of Nerophis lumbriciformis (worm pipefish), 6508 nucleotides long. RefSeq names its product kelch repeat and BTB (POZ) domain containing 11 (gene kbtbd11). The record is from RefSeq and is a predicted model, not a curated record. Gene Ontology annotation, molecular function: protein binding. NCBI's taxonomy places the organism in Eukaryota, Metazoa, Chordata, Actinopteri, Syngnathiformes, Syngnathidae.
CUGAUUAGUCACGCUGCCCGCGUUAAACACGUCCAGCUCGUGAGGACGUCCACCACAUUUUCACAGCCCACGGUCACGUGAGGCUGCUGGAGGAGGCGCGCGAGCCCGACGGACGAGCGUUUGAUCACCGCCGCCGUUUCAGCCGCGCCUGUUCGCUGCUGAGAAGGUCGACGCUGAAUGAUCGGAAGAUGACACAUGGACGCGGGGAGCGAGCGGAGCGGCACACGGGGAUGAAAUAAAGUCCUCCCGGGUAACCCAGCCUGGCUGCCUGGGCGGUGAAGCUUUUACGUAACGGAGCUUUGUGGAGGGAUUGCAGGGAAGCUUCUGGCUUAAUCACAGCCUGGAAACGCAGGUGACAUAAGCCAAGAUUUGGUUUGUCCACCAUUCAGCAUGAUCAGUUGGGGGACUCUCCUCCAUCUUAAGUGACUGCAUCAGGAUGAACGAGGGCUACAAGCCAGGUGGAGGAGUCUCAACAGUCAAGGACGAUGUUGUCCUCCACCCUGUCAACCUUGACAAAGACAGGGAUUUACGUCCAGGUUACGUGCAAGGGUUCUUGGGGGACGACCCAAACUUCAACCCCCCUACAUUAUUUGAGAAGGAAUACCUGCUGGAUGGAAGGUUAAUGGACAAUAACCAUACAGUGUGUCAGAAAGGUAACGGUUCAUACAUGGCUAGUGCUAAUCAGCUUCAUCUCUCCAAUGACAAUAAGAAUGUGGCGGACUUUCCUGCUUGUGUUGACUCAUGCACGCCAACAAACUGUGCAGGUAGUGAAAUACGUAAUGGUGCAAGAUCAAAAAUGUCCUGUCUUAAUCUGAAACAAGAAACGGAUCAAUCUCACUUGCAAUCCAACCCUAGAGACAGCCAGGAUGUCGUCAAUCUAUUGCCUGCUAAAAAAGAGCCGGAUUUAGUCAUUGAAGUUGGCGGGCAGACAAUUAAUGCUCACAAGUCGGUCCUGGCAGAGAAAAGCGACUACUUUAAAGCUCGGCUGUCACGAAGCGUCCUCAAAGUAAAGGGUAUGAGCUACAAGACAUUAUCAACGCUAAUAGACUACGUUUACACUUCCCGCAUGAAAGUUUCAAAGGACAACGUUGUUGAUGUCAUCACAGGGGCCAAAAUCCUCCAAAUCCCCUGCGCCGUCCAGGCAGCCAUGGACCGAGUGACAGAACAAAUCACUGCAGAGAACUGCUACGAGAUUCUAAAUAUUGGAAAAAAACAGCGGCUCAGUGAGCUAAAAGAGACCGCUUACGGCUUCAUUAGCGACAACUUCCUUCAGAUACUCAAGGACCCCUGUGUGUACGGGCGUCUGACCGGGUCUGAGCGGGAUCUGGUCUUGAAGAAAAGAAUGGACGGAAGGAAGACUCUUAUGGUUGCCGAGGUAAACGACGUGUUCGAUCGCGUUGGGAGCCGACCGCCGAGCCGCUGUGGCAGCCGUCCUCAGAGCCCCCUGUCAGUGGGGUCUUUGGAGGAGAGCCACAUGAUCUACUCCUUUAGUGAGGCAGCCAGUGACUGGAGAGCUUUGACAGCCAUGCCUGAGGACAUCAACACUAAAGGAUGUGGAAUCUGCACUUUGUUUAAUUACCUGUUUGUGGCAGGGGGGAUAAAAGGCUAUGGGGAAAAGGGGAAGGUAUCAGACAAAGUUUUCUGUUAUAAUCCCAAAACCAACCGCUGGACUGAGAUCCGACCUAUGACCCAAGCUCGUGCCCAGCUAAAGCUGGUGUCCAUGGAUGGCUACCUGUACGCUAUCGGAGGGGAAUGUUUGUUUACCGUGGAAAAAUAUGACCCUCGUAUGGACCGAUGGACAACGGUAGCCCCUUUGCCGAAAGGAGCUUUUGCGGUGGCUCACGAGGCUACGACCUGCAGCGGAGAGCUUUACGUCUCUGGGGGCUCGCUCUUCUACCGCCUCCUCAAGUACGACCCCAAGAGGGACGAGUGGCAGGAGUGCCCGUUCAACAACAGCAGGAAGAAGUCGACGGAUAUGGUGGCGCUGAAGAGCUUCAUCUACCGCUUCGACGUCACCCGCGAACAGGGCAUCAACGUGUUCAAGUACAACACCAUAGUGAAAAUGUGGCACGAUUGCGCAUCGCAGAGACUCGGCAGCUCGUUACCAUUUAGGUGUGCCGUCGUGGGCAAUUGCAUCUACUGUGUAAACAAAAGUCAAACUCUCCAGUUUGUGGUGGAGGAAGAGAACGCCUACUUUGUGGAGGAGCCGCUGAAGGCACCUCUCGAAGCCAAAGGCCUUCUUUUUCCUUUUGUGCUCACUUUGCCUGAAAAGGCUGAGAAAGUUACGCCCGGGUGUGAUUCAGAGUAACAAUACUCCUAAGCAGGCUAUAAUGGAACCUCCAAAGUCCAACACAUCCUGUUCUGUGAUGUUGGUUGAUUUCCAAGUUGUUCUAUUUGCAAAAGAUGAUAGAUUACCCUAAGGACAUUCAAUUGAUCCCAACUGGACUGUUCAGUUGGUCCUAGCAGACUUUUCGUCUUUGAACGGAGCAGGCUUCAUAAGUUCACUUAUACACUUAGAUGAUCAACUUUGGUCAGAGAUUGUCAGACUAGAUCAAAGUCUGAGAAUACAUUGACCCAGAUGAAUGAUGACAUCAUCAUCAUAAUAGAUUACCGUAUUGACCGGAAUAUAAGAUUCAAAGUCGUCUUUUAUUCAGGUGAUACAGAUUUAUACAUGCAAACCAGUUGAUGGCAGCAAACGUCUUCAUGUGAGUCAGAGCUUUUCUUCUUGUCACUCACACAUGUAGAGAUACGCCUGCAAGGGUUGGACAAUUAUUUAAUCUUUGGCUUCUCAUGAUUAUGAAAAUAUAAUAAUCAACAAAACGAUUGUAGGGCCGUGCAACGUGCAUGCACAUUCCAGAGCUUGUGACGGUGGAAUGGAUGAGGAGUGAAUGAGUGGAAAAAAAACAUGCCUACGAGAAGUUUGGGAUCUCUCCAUGGUUGCUGCUUUUUUUUUGACACAGAGCUAGCUAGUAUGACCUGGGCAUAGGAUUUCCACCUUGACUUAACAGAGUCACAUAAUCGGCCAAUGAAACGCAAUCCGCUGUUAAACGCAGAAAAUCAGGGAAAUUGACAUACAUGUAAGUGAAAUGCUGUCAUUGUGAAAAGAAGGAACAUUUGUUUGGGAAAAAAUUGUGUCCAGGACCACUCAUUCAUCCCCGAAACACAUCCUGAACUAAUGUCGAGACGGCCACUUGAAACAGUGACUAAACCAUGAAGCUAAAGCUAGCGAGAACAAUCCAUACACACACAACAUAUAUUAUCUGCUUGUGUUGUGACGACAUCAUUGAUGUAACAACAAUGUACAAACAGGCCAGCAGUUGCAACUUGAGAAGCGCUCUCUCUUGCUCUCGCACUUAUUGAUACAUUUACACAAUUAUUAUCAUUUGACCUAAAACACUGGUCAAAUUGUCCAUUUGAUUAACAAACAUUUUGUUACAUUUUAUUUUACACAUUAAGCACAUACUCUAUGGCGGUAAAAUAAGUGUAAAUGGUAGAAAAAAAAGAAAAAAACAAUUGAAAAGGAAAAACUGAAUUUCAUUGUUUUAAAUUGCUUUUGUUAUUUAAAUUUGUUAUUGCUAUUAUUAUUUUUUUUACUUGUGGUUUAUUCGUUACUAAUUUAUAUUGAUGUGUUUUUUAAACUUUAUUUACAGUUGAAUUUUGGUGACACAAUAGUCGUGUUUUCAAAUUAAUGAAUAAUCGUGACAUUAAUCGUGAUGAUAAUAUUAAUCAAAAUAUUUGUGAUGUAUUCAUUUUUGCCGUAGGCCUAUUUGUCCAGCCCUAGCACCCGAGACAACAACUGCCAAACACACAACAGAAGAGGGCUUAUGAUGCUGAUUUUAAUAUAUUGGUGAUCAGUGAAGCACAGCCCUCAAACAACUGUUGAGCAGCUAAGACAAAUAAUAUCCUUUUAAUUGUAAUUUACCAAUUGUUACUGUAUUGGGGAAAAAAAGAGAUUGAUUUAAAAAAAAGGCGGAAGACUUAUAUCUAUUUAUAUAUAUAUACGAUAAUAUGGGGACGGCGUGGCGAAGUUGGGAAAGUGGCCGUGCCAGCAAUCUGAGGGUUACUGGUUCAAUCCCCACCUUCUACCAUCCUUGUCACGUCCGUUGUGUCCUUGAGCAAGACACUUCACCCUUGCUCCUGAUGGGCCUGGUUAACACACUGCAUGGCAGCUCCCGCCAUCAGUGUGUGAAUGUGUGUGUAAAUGGGUGAAUGUGGAAAUAGUGUCAAAGCGCUUUGAGUUCCUAAAAGGUAGAAAAGCGCUAUACAAGUAUAACCCAUUUACCAUAUGCUCCAGGCUCAUACUGCAGCAAUCAUAAUACUACGGGUGUCCUGAUCCGAUAUUGAAAACAAAUAUCGGUCUGAUGUCAGCAAAAAAACAUCACUAAGUGUGUACAGUAUCGGACUACUUGUGCAAAGCUGGACAGCCAGUUAACAUCUAAAUGUCCUCCAAUAAGCACACAAGGUUGGUCUUUUCUUGUAUUUUAGUCAAGUCGUUUACGAAAGGUAAACACGGUAGGCUAUGAGCUAGCAGCUACACAACAGCUAAGCACACAACAACGCACAACCUAUACAUACUAAAUAAGUGACCUUAAAUGAACAAUGUUGCAUUCCAAAAUGCCACAUUUGCCAAUAUAAACAAGUGUUAAAUAAUUAGUUGCAUAUUACUUACAUAUACAAAAUCUCCAAGGCAGAAGUGUAUUAGAAAGUAUCCAAAAACAAAAGUGUCCACACCAUUUAACUUACUGCGUCAUGAGCUUAACUUAGUAAAUUAUUACAACUGCUCGGUGUCACAAAAACAAUUACCACUCCACUUCAACUAAAGACAGCAUAAGUCCAUUCCAGACGGUUAAUAAUAAACUGUGUUUUUCUUUCCUACUAUUAGUCUCUGUUUGACUGAUUUCACUUGAUCAAACUUGUUUGUAUUCCACACUACAAAAUAGUACAAGUAUGUACUAUGAUUCAUGCUGGUCAAGUCGGAUCAAUAUCGAUAUCGGCCAAUACUCAAGGGUCCGAUAUUGGAAGUGGAAAAAGUUGACAUCACUACAUAGAAUGUAAAAUUGUUGUCAUAUUAUAUGCAUAUAUAGAAAAUUACCAUAGCACAAUAGAGCUUCCAAUACAACAUUUUCAGAGUAAUACUUACACCUAGUGGCGUUUGAUAGGUGUUGCUGUAAUUAGUGUACUAUACUGCAUCUGUUUGCUAAAAUUAAUUAGUGUAUGUGAGUGAUAUUUAAUCAAUUGUACUGCUCAUUUUGUAUAGACGCUCCAUGGUUGUCAACACUGCCAUUACUGCCGCUCUUCUUGUGCUAUCACAAAAACACUAAUCCUUUAGUCUAAUUAGUUUGAGUCCCAACUUUUGUUUGACUUUGAAGGUGUUUUUUUCCUAGAAUAUUUGGACUUUGGAGGUUCCACUGUCCGUUAUUGACUCUCCCCAAUGUGUAUUUGUGUGUCAUUGCCUGUUUGCAACAGAAUGUGUGUAUUUGCAUGGCAAUUUUGAUGUUUCUUCAUAAGCAAGCCUUAAAAAGGGAAACUGGAGAGUGCAAGGAAUGCUACAAUAAUGUUAUGACGUGAUGAAAGUGGCAAUUAGACCAGUGUUUCAUGCUUGUGUUGUUGAGAUGGGACGUUAUUUUUUUACACAGUGAGUCGAUUGUGGUGACAAUUAGUUGCAAAAUGAGUCCAUGGUGAUGCGAUGUGGCUUAUACGUAAAGGAAACAGCUGUAAGGCUUCACUAUUGAUGAGUGGAAUGUCAUUGGAUGGAAACACAGAAGUAUUUUACACACCUACAAAAAGCACAUUCCAUUCCAAAUUAUGAGCAGACUUUUUAUGUCCAUUCAAAUUCAGUGUUUUAAAGUUUUGUUGACAGAAUGAAUGAAGGGCAGAGAUGUUUUGUAAUGAAUAUGUUGCAUACUUCAUCUCUGUGUAUGUUCCAGCACAUUUGCCAAAGAUGAUUAAUAAUCUGUUCAAUCAGGUGAGCAUAAAGUGUAAUAGUUGCCCUUUUCGUGUCUAUUUCAAGUACCAUGUUUGCUGCUAACAACCUUCAGCCAUGUUGAACAAGAACAGAGCUGUGAUACCUCGCUGACAGCUACUGGGGUCAAAGGUCAAAUCCGAUGCCACGUUGCUGUCAACACCUAGAAGAAUCUGUGGUUCCAUGACACGUGUACCAUUUAUUCCACAUCCAUAGUAUGUAUUCUAUUAUUUUACAGUACAGUAUGUGCUUGCUGCUGCAGUAGCACACCAUGGAAGUUUGUAUGAAAGAAAGGUCUGCUAAGCCGUGAGCGUAUCUUGGGAAAUAAUACUGGAUGUGGGUUUUUGUACUUUUAGAAUUUCAUUUCUAUGAUAUACAUUUUUUUCAGUAUGAAUUUGCUGGAUUUGGAGCUGCUGCUGUGAUGACAGUUGAGUGCUGCAAGAAGCUUCCGGUGUAAUGACUUUUGGAAUGGGCUAACUAAACAGCUGUUGGAUAAUGUUUGUCGGUCAAAUCAAAGUGCUUGGAAUAAACUAUUUGGUGUAUGGA